Molecule: messenger RNA, 1003 nt
Organism: Batrachochytrium dendrobatidis JAM81
Lineage: Eukaryota; Fungi; Chytridiomycota; Chytridiomycetes; Rhizophydiales
Product: transcription elongation factor DST1
Exons: 6
Coding region: 1-891 (296 amino acids)
Biological process (GO): regulation of mRNA 3'-end processing; DNA-templated transcription; transcription elongation by RNA polymerase II
Cellular component (GO): nucleus
Molecular function (GO): nucleic acid binding; zinc ion binding
Source: RefSeq, a predicted model, not a curated record
AUGGACGGACCUGGAUUACUUAUUACUCAAAUUCCUAAACUCAAGGAACACUUGACAAAGGCAUUGGCUGAUAACAAAGAGCAGAUUGUUAUUCAGCUUCUUACCACACUACGCACAUUCAAAGCAACAACAGAAACACUCAAGAGCACACGCAUUGGAGUAUUUGCAACGGAAUUAAGAAAGCAUCCAAAUGCAACUGAAAAAAUCAAGCAGCUCUCUCGGGAACUUGUAUACAAAUGGAAAACAGACAUUGGUCGAGUAUCCAUGUCAGAAUCGUCAGAAUCGGAAAAAAAACAGAUAGAUACUCCAAAAACAUCUACAUCUUCAAGUGUAUCUACUCCAACAUCAACCACUCAUACUGCACCAAGAACGCUGGCAUCAGAUAAUGUUACGUUGAGCUCUACUCGAGAUAAAAUCAGAGAUGGAUGUGCUGGAAUGUUGUACUCUUCGUUGGCUUCUGGUACAGAUGCAGUUGCAAGCGUAGUUGCCAAGAUUGCAUCCUCGAUUGAAAAACAUAUAUUUGCUGCCUGUGAAUGUACAGAUGCCAAGUACAAGAGCAGAAUUCGCACGCUGACAUCCAAUUUAAAACUAAAUGCUUCGUUAAGAUCACAGGUUCUGGGUGGGAAAAUCUCUACGGACCGAUUUGCCAUGAUGACUGCAGAGGAAAUGAUGUCCGAAGAGCGUGUUUUGGAGGUUGAAAAGGCAAAAAAGAAUAGCAUGGCAGAUGCAGUGUCUGCUGCUAACCAGGAGGCCGAGACAGACAUGUUUAGAUGCGGUCGCUGUAAACAGCGUAAAGCCACAUAUUAUCAAAUGCAGACUCGCUCUGCGGAUGAACCGAUGACUACAUUUGUAACCUGCUGUCACUGUGGAAACAAAUGGAAAUUCUGCUGAGCUCAGUCUUGUUUAGGAUCGUUUGUCUUGAUAUAGCAUUUAUACUCAUUAUAGUUUAUUCAUUUUGAAACCAAUCUAAACCAACUCGGAAAUAAAGGACACACUCAUUUUC